GCCUAGUAAGAAGACUGCCGCAUGUUUUGAUCAUGGUGGGUUGUAAGAUUGUACAACAACAGGGCAGACUGUGUCGUAAUGACCUCUCGACUUUGUUGUUGCCGAGAAAGCACCAAGCAAGACCUUCGCGAUGCAGCUUGCCAAUCUGCCGGGCAUCAGCCACUGCUGUCUCCAGUCCUGUAAAGCAAGGCGACGGUUUCACAGUGCAAGGGACAUCGAGGAAGCAGAACGAGGAUCGCUACACACUCGAGGUCAAUGAAGGGGACUCUGGGAGAAUAUUGUAUGCUGGAGUGUUUGAUGGGCACGGGGGCAUGGCAACAGCGGACUGGUUGGAGAAGAACCUGAUCAAAUACAUUGAGAAGUACUGGCAAGGAAAGGGCAGCUCAGCAGAGUCAGACAUCACUGACGCCUUCAUCAAGGCGGACGAGAGGCUGCUGCAGCCAAAGAGCGGCUUCUUCGGGGGAAUGGGCGAGCGCGGAAUCGGGGGGUCCAAGUGCGGCUCCACGGCGGCAGUGGCGCUGGCGUUCAGAGAAGGCGGCACGACUAAGCUGCUGGCGGCAAAUGUGGGCGACGCGCGUGUGCUGCUCAGCCGCAAGGGCAAAGCACUGCAACUCACCACCGACCACGUACCCGACAGCGAGGAGGAGCGGCUGCGCAUCGAGGGGACAAACCCAAACCCGAGGCUGCCGCUGGUGCGCUACGUGGGGGGCACCUGGCGGGUGGGGGGGAUCCUGGCGCUCAGCCGAGCCUUCGGCGACGCGUAUUUGAAGGGCAGCCUGCAGUUCGAGGGUGUGCGCGCCGGCGGGGAUGGCUACAGCUCCGGCUUUGGGGUUGUCAGCGAGCCUGAGACCACCCUCAUUGACCUGACAGCGGAUGACGAGUGGCUGAUCCUUGCGAGCGACGGCCUGUUUGCAAAUGUGGAAAGGGGCGGCGGAGGCGGCUUGGAGAAUCAGGAAGUGGUGGACCUGUGCAACAAGUCGGGGGCGUCCCCUGAGCAGCUGGCCAAGAAGCUGGCCUUCGCUGCACAGGAAGCCGGGUCCACCGAUGAUGUCACUGUCGUGGUUGUGCAGCUUGGGCAGUAGCUGCGGACAUUCUUUGACUAUUUUUGGGAGUGGAUUUCUUUUUGAUUGCUGCAUGCGGACCAGGCCUGGCGUGCAAUGGUAGCUUGAGAGCACAGAUUGGUCUGCCAGUGCUGUUAUGUAUUAUUUUGGGUUAUGCAAACCCAGAGGAGAGGUGACAUCCAAAUCUUUGUGCCCCUUCUGGGGAGAAUCGGAUUCGUUUUCGAGGAGAUCUCAGGUAUUAUUGUUGACAACAAGGGCCACCUUGGGUCUCUUAAAGCAGAUCAAUGUGAACAGCAAUGCCUGUUGCUGGCGAUGGUGCCAUAAUGUCAAUCAGGAAGCUGACUGCAUGCAUGCAUUGCGCAAUAGAAAUGGGUUUAAUCGGGAACACUAGACUGGAAUGAUCCGAUCACUACUUCUGGUCAAAAGUGGCCAAGUCACAUGUAUGAGUGGCAUGGGGUGAAACAAGAAAAUUUAUUGGUCGAUGUCAGCAAGUGAAUACCCCUUGUAAGACUAAGCAAAGCC
This is a messenger RNA of Coccomyxa subellipsoidea C-169, 1583 nucleotides long. Its product is annotated as protein serine/threonine phosphatase 2C. Gene Ontology annotation, biological process: protein dephosphorylation. Gene Ontology annotation, molecular function: protein serine/threonine phosphatase activity; cation binding. The coding region runs from base 33 to 1082 and encodes 349 amino acids. Lineage: Eukaryota; Viridiplantae; Chlorophyta; Trebouxiophyceae; Coccomyxaceae. The record is from RefSeq and is a predicted model, not a curated record. The transcript is spliced from 6 exons.